GCCCGCAUCACUCGCGUGGUGAUAGCUGGACUUACAGCCGUAGAGAUCCCCCUCAUCCAGACUUAUCUGAGAAACCUAGCGACGCAGUCUCGAGAACGUUGUCGCCCUUCAGAUCAUGUCCGCGAAGCUUCUAUCAGCCUCGAUGAAAGGACCGGCACAGCUGCUUCUCAGCGAGAUCCAGCAACAGACUGGAAUGGAUCGGUUCAAUUCGCUGCGCAGCGCAACCAUUCGAUACGGCCCCGUGGAACUUGACAAGAGGAGAAGUAGCUUGUACGUGGAGAGCGAUAGAAGGGAACGACAUGAGCUGGAUCUCGAUAGUAUAAUGUUGCGCCUGACAUGCUUGAGUGAUUGGGUGGCGGCGCAGAGGGGGUUUGUAGCGUUGCAGUUGAGGAUUGUAAGUGUUUUGGAGAGGUUGAUGAAGAGUGAUUGGUGCGGAGGGAAUCUUGCGAGGGAUGUAGGAGGAAAAGUGCAAUUUGUCGACAGUGAUGCUGCGAGAAACGAGUUGGUGUUUCGACGGAGACUAGAGUUCAUCCGUCAGAGCCUCGUUUCAGCGGAGCAGAAAUGCAUGUCCUUGGAUCACAGCAUCACUGCGCAGGUACAGACCAUAUACUCCCUCAUCGCCCAAAAAGACAACCGUCUCAACAUUGCGGCCGCAAGUGCUUCGUACCAGAUCGCAUCUGACAGCCGACGGAUUGCGAUUCUGACGCGAAAGGAUAGCACUGAUAUGCGAAUCAUUGCCGCUGUGACGUUGGUGUUUCUGCCGGGCACGUUUGUUGCCACUGUCUUUUCGAUGGGGUUAUUCGAUUGGGGGUUUGCCAGUACUACCGGUGGUGGAAAUGCUGGCCAGAGCCUGGGUAAACCAAAAACAGACGAUGAGAAAGGAUUGAAAGUGUCGCAGUAUCUGUGGGUCUAUCUGGUGUUCACGGGUGUGUUGACAUUGAUGGUGUUGGUGGGUUGGGGAGCGUUUUCCUGGGUGCAGAGCCGGAAGAUGGUGAGGAGGUUUGGGAAGGACGUUAAGUUAGAUAUCGAGAAGAUGGAUAGGAAUGUUUCGAAAAUGCGUGGAUCGGCUGAAGAUACUAAGAGUUUACGUCGAGAUACUGAGAGCACGAUGGUGGAGGGAGGGCGCCUAUCUGAGCGAUUCUCGAAGGUGUCGUUGGGAAAGAUGCAAACGGAGAACGAGAUGAAGGGUGCGCUGAUGUGGUGGAAGGAAGGGCUGAAGCUCAAGAAGAACCCUGGGAAUGUGAGCCAAAGUAGUUGGGAGGGUAGCGAGGACGGAUGGAAGAGUGCAUGAGACCAGAGAUUGGACAGAAAUCGGGUACUCGUGGCAGGUGGACAAUUGCUCCCUCUUACAGUACAGUAAUGUUACAUCC
Westerdykella ornata is the source of this 1370-nucleotide messenger RNA. RefSeq lists its product as uncharacterized. The record is from RefSeq and is a predicted model, not a curated record. The coding region runs from base 116 to 1291 and encodes 391 amino acids. The transcript is spliced from 3 exons. NCBI's taxonomy places the organism in Eukaryota, Fungi, Ascomycota, Dothideomycetes, Pleosporales, Sporormiaceae.